This is a messenger RNA of Maniola jurtina (meadow brown), 1053 nucleotides long. Its product is annotated as malectin-A. The transcript has a single exon. Gene Ontology annotation, cellular component: membrane. The record is from RefSeq and is a predicted model, not a curated record. Gene Ontology annotation, molecular function: carbohydrate binding. Bases 252 to 1046 code for a protein of 264 amino acids. NCBI's taxonomy places the organism in Eukaryota, Metazoa, Arthropoda, Insecta, Lepidoptera, Nymphalidae.
UGUCGCCUGUCGGUCAAUUUACUGGUCUGUGGUUGUCAAUACGUGUUGAGAAUUAUUGAGAUGGCAUUGUUAGAUUUAUGAUUAUAUUUGAUGGAAAUUGGAAUUCGGAAAAACUUGCCGGUGAUUUAAAUAAACAAAUGUUUCGAUUAUUACAAUAGUUGUGUAAAAAAUGUACUAAGAAUUUUAUGUAACCACUUUGAGACUAUUUAAGUUGUGAUUGUUUAUGUAAUAGCAUAGAAAUCGCAAAGGAAAUGUCUCUGAUUUCAACUAUUUCCCUAAUAAGCUUUUGCUUAUUUCAAAGUGCUACCGGCUUAGGGGAAAUUAUAUACGCAAUAAACGCAGGUGGACCAGCUCAUACCGAUAUAUACGGUAUUCAUUAUGAGAAGGAUCCUUUGCAGGGGAGAGUGGGCACAGCUUCGGACUACGGGAAGCAGCUCGUUAUGAUUGGAAGAGUCAAUUCUAAGGACGAAAUAUUAUAUCAGACUGAACGAUAUCACCACAGUACUUUCGGUUAUGACAUUCCAGCUAAUAAAGAUGGUGAUUAUGUGUUAGUUCUAAAGUUUAGUGAGGUGUACUUCAAUGCGCCCAACAUGAAAGUGUUCGAUGUUGUUCUUAAUGGAGAUCAUACCAUAGUAGCUGAUUUAGACAUUUUUGACAAAGUGGGCCGUGGUGUAGCUCACGAUGAGUAUGUACCUUAUUCUAUUAAAAAUGGUAAACUUUACUACAAUGAUGAAGAGUCUGACAUAAGAGGUGGAAAAAUUAAAGUUGAAUUCAUCAAAGGGUAUAGAGAUAAUCCAAAGAUUAAUGCUUUGUAUGUUGUAAGAGGAACGAUUGAUGAAGUUCCUAAGUUACCGCCCAUAGUGUGGCCCGAAGCAGACACUGAGGAGCCUAGAGAAGAAGUGGAGGAGAAAAGCACACAGACCCGACGUGCAAGCGGACCCAAACAACCUGACCCUUACUCUAUGGAUGAUAGCUCUGUGCUCAUCCCUGUCUUCAUCACUAUUGGUGCUUUCAUACCACUAUUGUUUUGCCUUUGCAAAUUAUAAAUUUUAU